CAAACCCGGAAGCGAUAUGCUACAGCAGGUAAACUGCUACCUGAUAGUUGUCUAAGCUAGGCAGUGGAAUGAAAACAACCAGAAUUGAAACUUAAAAUGCCAUCAAGACUUCUUUUUGAGGAAUAAAUCAGCUUAAAUUAAACCAAUGUGCCGGGGAAACGCUUGUUUUUGACGUCUAGUGGACAAUGCGUUACCACAUGUUUGUUUUUCUGUUGGGUUUAUUGUAUUGUGGAAGUCUACCAUGGGUGUCUGCCUGCCAACAAGAGCCAGAGACCCCAGACUGGAGGAUGACUCUGAAAACUAUCCGCAACGGAAUACACAAGAUUGACACGUACCUGAACGCAGCACUGGACUUGUUUGGUGGCUAUGACGGGCUGUGUCAUUAUAAGUGUAAUGAUGGUUACAAGCCUGCUCCUCGUCCUGGUUACAAGAAACCACCUCCCAACGGAUGUGGCUCCCCGCUGUUUGGAUUUCAGUUUGACAUAGGCAUUCCAUCUAUGACCAAAUGCUGUAACAAACAUGACCGCUGCUACGACACCUGCGGCCUGGAGAAGCACGACUGUGACGAGCAGUUCCAAGACUGUCUGGAGAACAUCUGCAGGAAUGUGCAAAGGACUCUGGGAUUGUCCCAGAGUGUCCAAGCCUGUGAGUCAGCGGUGACUCUGCUGUUUGACGCUGUUAUGCACCUGGGAUGUAAGCCAUACCUGGACAGCCAGAGGGACUCCUGUGUGUGUCAGUACGAAGUGAAGAAGGAGCUGUGACACUGGAUCAACACUGUGGAAAGCACAACACUGACAGAAGGAAACCAGCAAUAAACUUUUAUCUAAGAUUUUCUCAGGGAGAGAGUUUCUAUUGCCUGCACGGACUUGUGUCCAUUACCUCCUUUUAUAGAUGUUUUGAAUUGUAGACUAUUAGAAGUGAAGUGGACAGUUAAUGUCUUUCCUAUUAAGUUAAUUAUUUAUGUUUUGCUAAUAUUGUAUAAUGUGUUUCUUGUGAUAGACUGGAAACACUCUGUUUUGUGGGUUUAUUAAUCAAAAUAACUCUUGAAGAAGUUUUGUGUUAAAACCAAAUUAUGUUUUCUCGCACUGAUUAUGGGUAAAAGAAAGACUGUGUCAAUGCAACUUUUAAACUCUACACAACAACUAAACUAACUACAAUAACUGUC
Messenger RNA from Gymnodraco acuticeps, 1165 nucleotides. RefSeq names its product phospholipase A2, group XIIA (gene pla2g12a). Gene Ontology annotation, molecular function: A2-type glycerophospholipase activity; calcium ion binding. Gene Ontology annotation, biological process: arachidonate secretion; phospholipid metabolic process; lipid catabolic process. The record is from RefSeq and is a predicted model, not a curated record. Lineage: Eukaryota; Metazoa; Chordata; Actinopteri; Perciformes; Bathydraconidae. Bases 186 to 761 code for a protein of 191 amino acids. The transcript has 4 exons. Gene Ontology annotation, cellular component: extracellular region.